AUGUCCGAACAGCGACUAUUCGCCUGCGAGCGAUGCUCACGCCGCAAACAACGAUGCGAUCGCACAGUCCCUGUUUGUCAACCAUGCCAAGAAGCUCAAGCCGAAUGCAUUGGCUCAGCGUCCGAGGGGACUAUUAUAUCCGGUAAUAACAGAGUCGCUGCGCGGAAAGGACCUGUCACGCGAUUGCUGGAGCAGAUUGACAUCUUGGAAGAGAAGCUUCGGGGUCAUGACCGAGGCGAGACUAGUAAUGACAAUGCUUCUGCAGCGGUUGAACCUGAAAGGGCUUCGUCAGAUGCUGCCGCGGAGCCAUCUGAGCACCAGGGUAGUGCAGCGUUACCGCAAUCGACAAGCAUGAAUAUGAGAUUCCUUUCACUAAGCGCCAUGACCGAGCCGUCUUCUCGUCGGGGCGAGUUCCUCAAACACCUCUCCACCCAGCGUUUAAUUGUAGGCAUCACAAAGACCUACGGCGGUGAUCCUGAGUCUACCGCUCGCCCCGAUUCACUAUGGGAGGGCAUAUCGGCAUAUCUACAUCAUCCUCAGGGUAGUAAGCAUCGCUUGCGUAUACCCCCCGCCGACGCGAACAAAGCCCUCGAGAUAUAUCUCGCAGUGGUCGACUUUCGUUUUCCUCGCCUCCCUGUGGACAAGGUGCUACUAGGCAUUGAUGCCAUAUCGCACGUUGAAGAGGACCAUUUCAGAAGGGUUGUCGCUACAGACCCGGCGCAUGUUUUUAUGGCAUACGCUGUCAUAACUAUCGUGCCACUUGUCAGCGAUGCCUACCCCAUAUCACAAGGAUCCUGGGUGUCAGUGCACCUUCUGGGAAAGUGCAUGGAACUACUCGAUAGGGUGUUUAAUCAAGAAGAUGGCAUCGAUAUAAUCCAGUGUCUACAACUUCUGGUCAUUCUUGCCGUGCACUGCUCUGCCGCUGGAUCGGCCUGGCAUCUGUCCAGCUUCGCGAUGAAUAAGUGCAUCGCCUUGGGAUAUCAUCGGGAGGACCCAAAGUCUGCUUCCAUGUCGUUACUGGAUGUUCAGCAGAGACGCUGGGCGUUUUGGGGAUGUUAUUUUCUGGAUGUCCUGAUAUGUGCCGCUUUGGGGAGACCACCGAGUAUUGAUGUCAAACAUAUCACUACUCCUCUGCCAGCGGAUCCUGCAUCAAAUUCAUCUAGUCAAUGUGCACAGCAUGGACAGAUCAUAUCAAAUCUCCGAACUUCCCCUUCCACGACCCACCGUCUCGUUUCUCGGGACGUAUAUCACAAACAACUAUUCCAAUAUGCCCGACUUCUAUCUCAGAUUGUUAGUGAGGCUACAAACAGUCCCCAAUCGUCAGGUUCUUGCGACGAUUUCGAGCAUCACCUCGGGCAGGCCCUUAGCUGGAGAAUCAGCUCACUGCCACAUGAUGAGCCAGACAGCUGUAACAUCUAUCUCUUCCAGACCUCCUUAUAUAACACCCUUAUGUUACGACUGGCAGUCAGGGAGCUACUGAUUCUAUUCUCUUUCGGACCUGACUUGCAUGACUCCGAACCUACAUCUGAGCCAAUCACUCGGUUUCUAGGCGAUAUAAAUACUGAGGAGAGUCGGAUGAAGAGAUUGAAGAUUUCACAAAUAUGCGCAGCUGUGGCGCGAAGUUUGGACCGCGUUCACAUGACCGGUCGUUCUUAUCUCUCUCUCAUCACUGGCUACAGCUCUUUGACCAUGGCAUUUACGUGUUUAUACUUCAUGGCUGUUCGAACCAUCGUCAGGCACGCAACAGCAGAGAACACCACCUGGGACGUUCCUCAGAGUCACUUGGGAUCAGAUGGCUCAAGUAUGACAUGGCACCCGCCACCGUCUUCAUUCCCCUUCCAGAACUCUGGAGAUACCGUACCAUCAUUUGUUCCCAGUUCCUCACGCUCCUAUCAUCAAUCACCCGAAAGCCAGGCAUGGGCGGAUAGCUUUGAGGUUGAUGGUGUCAAUGACGCGUUCAAUAUUGCCAUUGCUAAAGUCGACGUGGUGGGAAGACAAUUCCCUCGACUCAAUUACUAUGGUCGCAUGGCUCUCGAUAUUCGUAAGCUUCUGAUAUCAAUGUCAAGCCCGGCUGCAUUCUUCUCACCAACUGAGGCUGUUGGUGAUCAGCUUGGAGCAGUCAAGGCCAGCGCUCAGGAUAUUGGACCAAUGCUCAACCGAAUUGAGCAACAACUCUUGAAACCUCUAUCCACGCCAUCUUUUACAAUGGGUUCGAUACCAACCACCGCACCAAUGGCUGAUUCCGCCACCAAACCUGAACUUUACAUCCUCAGUGACUUUCAUCCAGAGGCCGUAAAAUACGCCCGAAAGUCUUUUGAUUGCAUCCUCUAUGGCGAUCCUCGCACAGAGAAUUGGCACUCCCACGCCACAGCAAUCCUUAUCAAGGAUUACUACAUCACAGAAGAUGACCUUGCCUCCGCUCCCAAGCUACGGGUCAUUGGCAAACAGGGCGUCGGCUUGGAUAAGAUUGACGUCGAGGCUUGCAAAAGACACAAUGUUAAAGUUUGCAACACUCCUGGCGUUAAUGCCUCGGCUGUUGCAGAGAUGGCGCUUUGUCUGGCGUUGACUGUCGCUCGGGAAGUGCCCCAGAUGGUAAUCCGACAGAGAAUUCAGGGCGAAGCUAUUCGAAAAGAGACCGUAGCCGGAAUAUUGCUGUCUAAAAAGAUCAUUGGAGUUGUAGGAAUGGGCCAUAUCGGUCAAGCUAUUGCACAUAUGUUCGUUGGCGGAUUGCAAGCAGAGAUCAUUGCUUUCGAUCCAUAUUUCCACGACAACGAAAGCUCCUGGAACACAAUACCCUACAAACGCGUCAAGACCCUCCCUGAGCUUCUCGAGGUCGCAGACGUGGUGACACUACAUGUCCCUCUCACCCCCACUACGAAGAACAUGAUUGCAGCGCCGCAGUUGAAGCAGAUGAAGAAAACAGCCAUAUUGAUCAACACAGCACGUGGUGGGAUCGUCAAUGAGGAAGAUCUGGCGGAUGCGUUGGAGCAAGGUGAGAUUUGGGGUGCUGGUUUUGACUGCCAUUGUGAGGAGCCGCCGACAUUGGCAAAGUAUGAGCGGCUUUGGAAGUGUCCGCGUUUCGUUGGGACGCCGCAUAUUGCUGCUGCGACGGAUGAGACUCAAAUUGCUACGAUAAAUGGGGCCACGGAUGGUAUACUUCAGUUCUUGCGUGAGAACAAGAAAUGA
Molecule: messenger RNA, 3186 nt
Organism: Fusarium oxysporum Fo47
Lineage: Eukaryota; Fungi; Ascomycota; Sordariomycetes; Hypocreales; Nectriaceae
Product: D-isomer specific 2-hydroxyacid dehydrogenase
Exons: 4
Coding region: 1-3186 (1061 amino acids)
Biological process (GO): regulation of DNA-templated transcription; DNA-templated transcription
Molecular function (GO): oxidoreductase activity, acting on the CH-OH group of donors, NAD or NADP as acceptor; NAD binding; DNA-binding transcription factor activity, RNA polymerase II-specific
Source: RefSeq, a predicted model, not a curated record